This is a messenger RNA of Oryzias latipes (Japanese medaka), 2381 nucleotides long. Lineage: Eukaryota; Metazoa; Chordata; Actinopteri; Beloniformes; Adrianichthyidae. The record is from RefSeq and is a predicted model, not a curated record.
AGCACUGUUUUUAAGAAAAUGUACAUUUUUUGCCAAGUAUAUUGAAGUCAAAAUCUGUAUUAUCUUUUAACCAACAAAUUGACAUAUUAAAUGACUUUUUAUCAUUCCCACAACUAAUGACUGUUUAAAACAGACUGAUUAAAUCAACAAAUCUGUUAAAUCUGCAGAGCAUUAGAUCAGCCUUCUGAAUUUAUUUUCCCUUCCAGUAACACACCCUGAACUUCCAGUUCUGCUCCUGUUCAGCAAACCAAUUAAAGGGGAAGAAAUAUUUAGAGCGACAUGUGUGAGGGUGGAAGCAUUAUUUAACUGUGUCAUAUUCAUAUCAACACCAUUUCUGAGCAGCAUUUGAUUUCACGUCUCGUGGAUCAUAUUGCCGCAAUUCAAUUCCUGAAGGCCAGGACCUGCAGAAUCCAACUGAAACCCACCUUGGCCCUGUCUGCACUUUCCAAAUAUAUGCCUCCCUAAAGUAAAUAUAAUCCAGUCUGCAUCUACACAGAAGAAGCCACUACCUGCUUAGCUGCUGCAUGACGCAGUUGGAUGCUCGGUUAACAGCUUAGAACCUCAGAGAUCUUUUUGUUCUCGUUCCCGAUCUGACCUCUCACAGCCAUGGGCGACUGGAACUUGCUGGGGAAGCUUCUUGAGAAGGCUCAGGAGCAUUCCACCGUGGUGGGGAAAGUGUGGCUCACCGUUCUGUUCAUCUUCCGCAUCCUGGUCCUGAGCACUGCAACGGAUAAAGUGUGGGGCGACGAGCAGUCCGGCUUCGUCUGCGACACCAAGCAGCCUGGUUGUGAGAAUGUGUGCUAUGACAUAACUUUCCCCAUCUCCCAUGUCCGCUUCUGGGUCCUGCAGAUCAUCUUUGUCUCAACACCGACUUUGAUCUACUUGGGACACAUUGUCCACCUGGUACGUAUGGAGGAGAAGCACAAAGAGAGGGAGCAUCUGUUGGACCAACAGGGCCUCAUCGGUGCUGCUAAGCCCAACAAACCUCCCAUAAGGGAUGAAAAAGGACGGGUGCGACUGCAGGGGGAGCUCUUGCGCACCUAUGUCUUCAACGUGAUCUUUAAGACGCUCUUUGAGGUUGGCUUCAUCGUAGCCCAGUACCUCCUGUAUGGCUUUGAGUUGAAACCCAUGUAUAAGUGUGACAGGCCACCAUGUACCAAUGUGGUCAACUGCUACAUAUCCCGCCCCACAGAGAAAACCAUCUUCAUCAUCUUCAUGCUCGGAGUUGCUAGCUUGUCGCUGCUCCUCAACCUUGUAGAGAUCUAUCAUUUGGGCUUCACCAAGUGCCGCCAAGGCAUUACCUUCAGGAGGAGGCAGGAAGUCGCUAAAAGUGUUUCCAAGCAAACAAACGAGGCCGUGGUCCCAAUUGUGCCAAGCUAUGAUGACUAUUUUUCAGGGCACUGUCAAGUGCAGCCAGCUUUCCCACCCAUCCCCAGCUACGACCUUUCACCUCUCUCCAAAAGCACAGAUUCGUCAUUCCACCCCUACCACAGCAAGGCAGCCUACAAACAGAACAAAGACAACUUGGCGGUGGAAAGGGGGAACAGCAAGCAAGAGGAGUGUGACCUCAAAGAAAAGAAGGGAGCAGGAUCAGCGCCUGGAUCCCCUACGCAGCCUCGGCCCGGCUAUUCCACCAAACGCAGCAGCAGCAAGACCAGAAUAGACGAUCUGAAGAUAUGAGGAGGUUUAUGUUUCCCAAAGCGUUCUCUAAGUGCUACGACAGGAUCGUAUGUUCUUCGGAGGCCGCCACACAUGAUGAACCCACACGCAAUCUUUAGACAGCUCCAUUUGAAUCAUUCAAGUGCUGAUGGAGAUGACACUUCAGAGAAGGUCUAAGUUCGCUGACUGAGAGGAUGAAGCAAAACCAAUUCAAAUAUUGAAAUAUUCGUUUUCCGAUGUCUGGUUUUACGAAAAAGAGGAGAAACUCAGAGUGUUUCACUUUAGAUUCUAGCAAAUUUGUUUAUGACAACGCAUCAUUUUCAGUAAAUGUUUAUAAGGUUUUCUAAGCUCUUUGGACUUAUUUGAUAUAACUUUUUUUUUUCAUUUUUCCUAAGAGCAGUCAACCUAGAUUAAAAUAAUCUGUUAAAGAUGAGUCACUAUGAAAUAGGGUAAGUCCAUUGAACUGAACUGUCGUUCAUUGUCACUAAACUUGAAGAGUUGUGCAAUACUUGAUAACACACUGGACAUAGGAAUUUUUAUUUCUUGCACUGGACAUUUUUGCUGUCUUUCUUUUUUGUUUUGUUAUAAAUGCCUAUAAAUGAAUGACUGGAUGUACGCCUUUUUCUUGUUUAUCAUAACGUACAUGUGUGUUUGUUUCCUGUACAGCACUUGGUGACAGCUAUGUUUGUGAAACUGCCCGAAAUAAACCUGUCUUAAAUUUG